ACAUUUUUCAGCUCUCUAUGCUCGUAUGCUCUUGAGAUUAGGAGAGUGUAAGGUCAGAAACAAGAGGGAAGUCAGUAUUCAUAUUGCAAGGAAUGGCUUCCAUAACAAUGACAGCUUCAUAUCCCGGUGGCUCAGCCGCGGCCAUUGCGAAACAACCUCCCACAAUCGCCUGCUGUGGUGCUGCCACGGCCAAGGCCAUGGCCGCAAAGGCGACAGAACUCGAAAAUAAUACGAUCAGCUACAACAGCAAGGAAGAAACCAACACCAAGAGGAGGGAGUUGGUUUUUUCUGCGAUUGCUGCUGCGGCCGCAUGCUCCAUUGCUGAAGCUGCCAUUGCAGUUGAGCCGAAGCGCGGGACACCGGAAGCUUUGAAGAAGUAUGGACCUGUUUGUGCCUCAAAUCCUACAGCCAGAAUUUGUCGAAAGUGAGGGUUAAACAUUUUCUUCAUGGUUUGUUGUGGUUGCACAAGAAUGUAAAAUAAAACCUCAUUUGUGUUGUUUACUUGUCCUCUUCAUUGCUUUAUGUUGUCCAAUGAGUUCAUAUGCAUCUACAUUUCCGGUUGCUGUGAG
This is a messenger RNA of Ilex paraguariensis (yerba mate), 569 nucleotides long. Lineage: Eukaryota; Viridiplantae; Streptophyta; Magnoliopsida; Aquifoliales; Aquifoliaceae. The record is from the annotation of a GenBank genome assembly.